Messenger RNA from Rotaria socialis, 1605 nucleotides. Lineage: Eukaryota; Metazoa; Rotifera; Eurotatoria; Philodinida; Philodinidae. The record is from the annotation of a GenBank genome assembly.
AUGCAGAAUAACGAGAAAGUUAUAACACAUUUACUUGAACUACCCAAUGAAUUAUUUCCAUACUUGUUAAAUUAUCUCAGUUCAGCAGAAAUUCUCAAAGCUUUUCUUGAGCUGAGCGAACGCAAUACGCGACUUGCUUCUCUCAUUAUACCCUAUUUAUCUUAUAUUAACUUGUCUCAUGAAUCGAAUUUUUGGUUGACUACUCGUUUACCUAAAUUCCGAGACGUGAUCUAUUCAGUAUGCGCUACUACUCGACAACUGACACAUUUACGCGAUCUACCAUCACUAGGAACAUUAGCAAUCGUUGAAAUUCAUUCAACAAAUGAUUUAGCCGUUGCUCUUCGAACUUUAACUGCUGGAGUGCCAAAGUUAUAUUCGCUCAAACUUAAGUUCAUUUUAAAACAUGACAUUUUUGAUUUAGAAAGCAGCUUCGAUAUUCCAUUGGAAGAAUUCGAUCUCUCAUUGAGAUGCUCGUUUACUCCAACAGGCUCAACGAUUUCUUCAUUACGCCAUUUAACUUUACGUGUAAAUACAAUCGGUGAUUUAUUUCAACUCGGUCGACAAUUACCAAUGAUUGAAUCAUUGCUUGUCAACAUAAAUGGACAAAUAUAUACGACUGUUGAUUCUUUGCAACAGUUCGAUUCAUUUUUUAUUCUUUCUCCUUAUAUAAAACGAGUUGGACUCUAUUCUCGAGACAUAAUACCAAACAGAUUUCGACCAAAAUAUCGAUAUGAAUUCGAAUACUUUGAAAAAUUUAUCCAUGGAUGUUCUUCAUCGCUGGAAUAUCUAACACUCGAUUUAAUUUUACCAAAUCGAUCCGAAUCAACUUCAUUAUUUCAUUCGCCAACAUUCGUCGAUGGUGAUCGACUCGAAAAAGGAAUCAUUGCAGUUUUAACUCGCCUAAAAAAAAUUGAAUUUUGUAUCGAAUUCGAUCUCCCUGUUAAAUGUAUUGAAAAAUAUCAAAGUUCAUUUGCGACUGAACUCUGGCGACAACGAUGUAUAGUAAUUGAUUAUCCAAUUUCAGCAACUCUUCCUGUCUCUGGUACUACCCAAAUGAUUGUCUUUUCUAUCACUGAUACUGAAACAGUUUUCGAAGAGCUAUCCAUCGCUUCAUCACGAAUUACCGAUUGGCAUUCAAAUGCCAAUUUAACUACACAUCAUAGUGGAAUUAUACUCACUUCUGUGCGUACUAUAACUAUUGCACCUUUAGAUCGUGAUACUACUCUCACCCUCGAUCUAUUCCGAUGGAUUUCUGCGUCAUUUCCACGACUUCGUUGCCUGGAGCUUGUACAAGAAACAGACUGGCAACUUGAAGAAGAAAGUGUCUCCUAUCCAGAACUUGAAAACGUUCGAGUUCUCUGUUUUCGCGGAAAAUUGUCUUCGCAACUGAUUCGUCGUCUUCUUCGCAUGUGUCCCCGAUUGAGAUAUUUGCAAUUAUCAAAAGCGUCACUCACAAAAAUGAUUGCAGAUUCGGAGUUAUAUAAUGAUCCGUAUUUGAUAAAUAUUUAUCAUCAAAUAUUAGAAAUUCAAUUGACUGGUCCGGGUGAUUAUGUUAGCUUUAACGGACAACUUCAUGACUUUUUCCCACUUGCUUACUUUGUUUAG